Molecule: messenger RNA, 2633 nt
Organism: Astyanax mexicanus (Mexican tetra)
Lineage: Eukaryota; Metazoa; Chordata; Actinopteri; Characiformes; Acestrorhamphidae
Gene: acsf3
Product: acyl-CoA synthetase family member 3
Exons: 10
Coding region: 144-1862 (572 amino acids)
Biological process (GO): fatty acid metabolic process
Molecular function (GO): medium-chain fatty acid-CoA ligase activity
Source: RefSeq, a predicted model, not a curated record
GAAAGUUCCGCCUGGGUUUAGUUUCCACCCGGAUGGUUUAAGCAGCGCACAGCUUCAGAUGUGACUUUUAGAUUCUUGAAAUCUCAACCAGUUAAAGAUGCUCCCCAACUCAUAAAGCUAUAAAUCUCCUUGGAUUAUCCAUCAUGCUGUAUGUUUCAGUGGCGGCAGUGUGGAGAUCCUCACACUCCUGUGUUCACUGCAGAUCUGGUAUCUGGUCAUUGGGAGAUGUCGCCCGUAGAGCUUUCACGUCCUCGGUUCUCAGAACCAGACAGAAGGUCAGUCCUGUGUUCUCUAAAGCUCUGGAUUACGGAGAGAAGGUGGCCAUUAUUGACCACAGUGGAGAACACAGCUACAGCUCGCUUUACAACACCAGCAGAAGCUUAGCAGGGCACAUUAGCCAAGCUCUAGCCUGCGAGUCUGGAGAUUUGCAGGGCAAGCGUAUCUCCUUCCUGUGUGCCAAUGACGCGUCGUACACAGUGGCCCAGUGGGCAGCCUGGAUGUGCGGGGGUAUGGCCGUGCCACUCUACAGGAAACACCCCCCGGCUGAGCUGGAGUACAUCAUAUCUGACUCCCAGAGCUCCCUGCUCCUGGCUGGACAGCCUUACGGAGAAGCUCUGGAGCCUCUAGCCCAGAAACUGGGCCUGCCCUGCCUCCAUCUGCCCCCGACCUCCAGCCUGGACAGCCUGCAGGCAGCAGAACCCCCAGCCCAGCCUACCAAGACCCUGUCGGACUGGGCAGAACGACCCGCCAUGCUCGUCUACACCAGCGGCACCACCGGGAGACCGAAGGGAGUCCUCCACACACACAGCACCCUGCAGGCCAUGGUGCAGGGUCUGGUGAGCGAGUGGGGCUGGAGCAGAGAUGAUGUAAUUCUGCACACUCUACCCCUCCACCACGUUCACGGCAUCGUGAAUAAGCUCCUGUGCCCGCUGUGGGUGGGGGCUACCUGCAUCAUGCUGCCGGAUUUUGAUGCUAAGAAGGUGUGGGAGAGGUUGCUGAGUUCUAAAACUCCAGUGGUCUCUGUGUUCAUGGCUGUUCCAACAAUCUACUCUAAACUGAUCCAGCACUACGAGCAGCACUUCACCACGCCCCGCGUCCAGGACUUCAUCAGGGCUGUGUGUAAAGAGAAGAUCAGGCUGAUGGUGUCUGGCUCAGCUGCUCUUCCUCAGCCGGUUCUGAGACGCUGGAAGGAAAUCACGAGUCACGUGUUGCUGGAGCGAUACGGCAUGACUGAGAUUGGCAUGGCGCUGUCCAACCCGCUAAAUGGUCCCCGCAUACCUGGUGCAGUGGGCACUCCGCUCCCUGGAGUUGAAGUGUGUAUUGUGAUGAACGACACCACCAUCGUCAGGAGCACCAACAAGGAGACCCAGGUGAUUGCUGGUUUAGAGGGAAGGGCGGGGGAGCUGAUGGUUCGUGGGUCAUCUGUGUUUCAGAAGUAUUGGAACAGGCCUCAGGAGACAGGGGAGAGCUUCACAGAGGAUGGCUGGUUCAAAACAGGAGACACUGCAACUUAUAAAGAUGGAGUCUACUGGAUCAUGGGACGCACUUCAGUGGACAUCAUCAAGAGCGGAGGCUACAAGAUCAGCGCCCUCGAAGUGGAGCGCCACCUAGUGGCUCACCCUGAUAUCACCGACGUGGCGGUCAUCGGAGCACGGGACGCCACCUGGGGGCAGAAGGUGGUUGCUGUGGUGCAGCUGCAGAAAGGCAAAACUCUCACUCUUCCUGAGCUGAAGGCCUGGGCCAGAGAGCACAUGGCCCCCUACACCAUCCCCAUGGAUCUGAUCGUGGUGAAGGACAUGCCCAGAAAUCAGAUGGGGAAGGUGAAUAAGAAGGACCUGCUGCAUCAGUUCUUCCCCAGCUGAGGACUCGCUGCUCUGGGAUCAGCUCUGAGGGAAGCGCUCAGAGCCUGGGAUGGAGAUGGAGGCAGAAGAACUCAUCCUGGAUCAGCUUUUAAAGUCCAACACCUGCAGAAGUUCUACAGCUCAGAGUUCUUCAUGCUCCAGGAUAAUCAGAGGGAAUAAAUCACACUGGAUUAAGCCCAUUCUUAAUUCAGUCCAUUUACACAGUGUUCCAGGUGAAGACAUUAACGCAGUUGGAAGUUCCUUUGUGUGGUUUCUCACUGGAGCUUCAGUGUUAAUUAAGUAGAAGUACAAAUAGGAUGCUGGGUAAUAUCUGAAGGUAUAGGGUGAUUUAUUGUGAUUUAUUGAGGAAUGAUCAUUCAUUAAGUCAUUAAGAAUCUAAGGAUAACACUUUGAUUUGAGUUAAUGAUUAAUUGAGUCACUGUUUUAACAGUAAAUAUGUUAAAGUAAAUCUAAAGUAUUAUAAAGGUAAAUAUAGCCUUUAACUCAGUGAUUCCUACAGUGCUGUUGAAUCACCUGCACUGAUUUCAGUGCUUUUCCUGAUUUAUCAGGUGAUUGAAGGGUUAAAGUUUCUUAUUCUGAUUAAAUUGAACACAGACUGAUUGCAGGCGAUACAACUGCAUUAACAUUAAAAUAAUUUACAUGAAAUUUCAAAGACAUGAAGGUUUCAAAAAGGGAUAAUAUGUGAUGCUCUAAAACAGGGUUCGGCAAGAGGUGGCCCGCAGCAUGAAACUAUAAUGAACAAUCAUACAAAAAAUAAAUAAAUAAAAAGCU